Molecule: messenger RNA, 291 nt
Organism: Capronia epimyces CBS 606.96
Lineage: Eukaryota; Fungi; Ascomycota; Eurotiomycetes; Chaetothyriales; Herpotrichiellaceae
Exons: 1
Coding region: 1-291 (96 amino acids)
Source: RefSeq, a predicted model, not a curated record
AUGGAGGUGAAACGCAGGCUGGACAGGCUCGAAAAUGGUCUAAAAGAGGUUUUGGAACAACUUGACGCCAACGAUGCCGAACUCGUCGCCAUCCAGGCCGGCCUCGUGGUAGAUCGGACUCGUACUGCUCUGACAAGAACAACGUUACAACACUAUGAGGAAAAAGCCAGGAUGGCAAAGGCGCAUGAGGAAAUCAUCGAGGCAGCCAGAGCCGCGGCCCGGAGCAAGAACACCUGGUUGACAGAGACUCCAGGAUUACCAACGGUUCUUCAUCUCAUUCGACAUAAAUGA